AGGAUUGCAAUUAAGAACCCUGCAAGGUUUAUAUUUGCGGAGUAGAGUAAGGUCUGAGACCAGAACCUGAGGACGGACUAACGGUUGGAAGUGAGUCCUCCGGUAGCAGUACUGGAACCACUAUCUAACCUUUCACAUAGAGUCAAUCUGUACGUUUAGCCUUGCAGGUGGAGAUCAUCUUACCAAGUUAGCUUUACAGCAAACCUUACCAACGGAGUUAACCUUUAGAGCAAACCUUACCAAUGGAGUUAUCUUUAGAGCAAACCUCCACCAACAGAGUUAAUCUUUAGAGCAAACCUCCACCAACAGAGUUAAUCUUUAGAGCAAACCUCCACCAACAGAGUUAAUAUUUAGAGCAAACCUCCACCAAAAGAGUUAAUCUUUAGAGCAAAUUAUCAACAGAGUUAAUCAUUAAAAUUGACUUGAAAUAAAUCCUGAAAGUUAACCUUAAACAUGAAGUUAAUCCUUAAACAUAAACAUUGAGAUUAACCUUUACAGUGUUUUCUCAUAAAGACGACUCAGUUUAACCAUAGUUUCUAGAGUUAAACCUUAAUCUCGAGUUAAAUCUUAUUCUAAGAGUUAAAUCAUACUCCUAUGGCUAAACUUAAUUUUGAGUCAAUCAUUACUCCCAGAGUGAGUACUAUUCCGGAAGAAGUGAAUUUAACGAACUAGUUUUUACAUCCGGAUCCUUCAAACUUUUCUUUAGGAUUGUUAAGCCUUGCAGUGCUGACUAAUGCUCUAACAGUGUACCAUUGGAUACCUUCCAUUUCGAACUUAUUGUUCUAUUUACUCAGAAUAUAUUUGUCAAAGGGAUAUUAUGAUUUUGUGACUGCAACUAUUGCUUGCAAAGGAGCUAUAAUUAAAAACUGUUUAGGACAGAUAACGUUUUACUUCAAAAGAAGUCUUAAAUGAACUAAAACGUUUAAAACGUUACAUCGAUAUAAACGUUACAGGACAAAAGUGAAUAUUUGGAAGAAACUCUGAAAUCGACAUAAAUAAACGUUCAGGUGUGUCAAGAUGCUCGUGUUUGUGACCGUGCUUCUCUCUGUCUGUCUGUCACCCACUGCACAACUCAAGAUGUUGGACAAAACUCAGGAGCCGUUCUUUGAUGUUACCGCUAACUCAGUUUUCACAGGACAAGUGGGAGGAAGGGUAUUUUUGAGCUGCGCCAUCUACAAUCUUCACAACAAGUCAGUAUCCUGGAUUAGAGAGAGGGACGGGUAUAUUCUCACAGUGGACAGGGAGACCUUUAUCUCAGACUCAAGAUUUUUCGCAGUGCACUCUGAUACUGGUCUAUCUGAUACCUGGAGCUUAGGGAUAAAUCAUGUAGAAGACGAGGAUCAAGGAAAAUAUCAAUGUCAGGUUAGCGCUGAGGAGAAACUGAGUAGGAUAACUGAACUGGUUGUUAUUCACCCACAGGUGACAAUCCAGGGAGGUCCUGAUAUUCAUGUCAAAGCUCGAUCAGUGGUUCACCUGAAGUGCAUCAUCUCCCAGACGGUGGAUCCCCCGGUCUACGUCACCUGGUUCUUCAACAAUAAGAUGCUCAUCGAUUUUACCGGAGCAGAUGUGUCUCUCUCACACUCCCUCACUGUAUCGACCAGCAGGCUUACUCUAAGAGAUGUUGAUCUGGUUGACGCUGGUAACUACACGUGUCAACCAGCUGCUCUACCGGAAGCUACUGUAACUCUCCACGUGGUCAAACCAGAAACAGUAGAAAUCAUGGAAGUGACGUCAGCAGCAGAAACCCUCAUGAGUCUAACUGCUUUAUCUUUGUUCAGUUUCAUAUUUUAUUUUAUAUAAAUUACUUUUAUUUCAACGCAAAUAAUAUGUUUCAGACAUUUACAGCUUUUAUAUGAAAUUAUUAUUCGCGGAAUUAAAAAGUAAUUAGUACAAAAACCCAAACAGCUUCAUUCUUGUAUUAAACUAAAAAUAUUUUAAAAGUUAAAAACCGUAUGAAAGUUAAACAUUCAAAAAUAAUUGACAUUAAAAAGCACAUUAUUUGAUGCUUGAUACAAUUUUUUACAUAAAAAUAUUUUUUUUUAAAUGUUAAUGUAACUUAUAAAUUGUUACAACUGUUAUAUUUUUAUAAUUAAUUAAAUCACACAGGAUUCAAAACAACUUUGAGUCUUUUCUUUUCAUAUUGUUAUCUUCAAUACAGUAGUUGGCGUUUAUAUCAAUACAACAAAGACGACUUUUCUAUUUAAGUUUUGAUUCCUAUCAAACUUUUUAAAA
This is a messenger RNA of Eurytemora carolleeae, 2232 nucleotides long. Its product is annotated as zwei Ig domain protein zig-8. The transcript has 7 exons. NCBI's taxonomy places the organism in Eukaryota, Metazoa, Arthropoda, Copepoda, Calanoida, Temoridae. Gene Ontology annotation, cellular component: neuron projection membrane. The record is from RefSeq and is a predicted model, not a curated record. Gene Ontology annotation, biological process: synapse organization. The coding region runs from base 1018 to 1800 and encodes 260 amino acids.